AAAGGUCAUAGCAGGGACGACGGUCUUGCAUAAUUUGCAGACAAUAUUGUUCUGACUACUGUCAGACUUAUAAUAUCCAAAAAACUGCCAUACUGGCAAGCUGACUUUUCCUCUUUUAUUUACAAGUUCCUCGCUCACUGCGGCUCAUUUUCUGCUUUUCAGUCGCCAGUCACUGAAGAGGAAUCCAGCAGACCAGCACGAGACAACGAUAUGGCGCAACCAAACUUGAUACACUAAAGUAAAGUUGGCCGCAUAUUCACAGAUUCGAAUUUCCCAGGUUAAUAACUCCUGAGCUAAACACUGUUACUACACAAAUAACACCUCUUUUCUAUCGUAGUAACGUAGAGACGCAGCUACAACCCAAUUUUCCUCAACAUCAGCUUUCCUCCGCGGUGGACAAAAUACACAAGUCUCUAUGUGCGGACGACUGAGAGACAGAUUCCAAGGGCAAAGUGCAAAACCAGAAAAGCGAAUACUACAAAAACAGUCAAUAACUUCACUGUAAUACACUGUACUGUCACCAAAUUCAGCUCACACAUCACUGAUGUCCUGAUAGUUAGACGACGUUCAACACCUAGAACCCGAGGCAGAGGUAACGGCAGGUAUCCGCCAUGUCAAUGUUUCAAUCGCUUUCUGCUAAUGUCACACAUGCGCACCGAACACUCUCUCCGCCGCAUAUUGACAAGACACGCCCCUUUCUGCUCAUUGGCUACACGUUUGUUUUGUUUGUCGGCCUGACUCAGUUUUCUGAAGCAUUUUUCAAACAUCGUGCACCGCACCUUUAAUCACUGACGUCUUGGUAUGACAAAGAGACAUUAAUUAAUGUCACCUGUUCUUUCUGCAGCCCAAUUCAGCAGAGACUGUCACCAGCUUCUAUGUGCAGUGACCAUGGAACAGACCAGUUACAGACCAGAAUAAUAGGUUUUCUUAGGGAGUCCCGUUUCGCACCGAUUUCACCAGCUGCUUCAUACUGUUCCAUGAAAAGUGACCAGUCGAUGACCGAUCCAUUAAUGUUCAGCCAAGACGCAGAUGCGAGAGUAAUUGGUCAAAUGUCUCCAACACCAACACUGGGAUCUGUUCAAUCUGAGCAGUCGAUGGAUCUACCCGGCACAUUCAAUAGCAGGGAGUCGUUCACCAGUCUGAUGAUGAUGGAACACUUGAGGUGUUCAGUGUGUAAAUACAUGCUAAAGGAGCCUGUGACCAUCCCCUGUGGACACAGCUUCUGCAGGACCUGCAUCGAAUCCUACUGGAGCAAAAUAUCCUCUACAGGAGGCUACCCCUGUCCUCAGUGUAGGGAGAUGUUUAUAUCUCAUCCUGCACUGAACCUGAACUUCACUCUGGCUAACGUGGUACUCACUCAGCAGCAUGCGGCGAUGAGUUAUGCUCAUCCUCCUCAGAGCGACGCCAGACCUGGAGAUGUGGCCUGUGAUUCCUGCUCUGGGAGAAAGAUGAGGGCAGUGAAGUCAUGUCUGACCUGCCGGGAAUCUUUCUGUGAAGCCCACGUGAGACAGCACUACACUGUAGAAGCGCUGCAAAAACAUACCCUUAUGGAGCCCAAGAAAAUAGCUGAAACACAAACACUUAAACAACACCAGUCAUUAUCUCUCUCUCUCACACACACAAAUUGCUGUCAGUGAUCCUUACCAAAAACAACGGGGUGACACGGUUGCCUGUCUUCAAAACUUGAGAGCCCUGAGGAAAUGAAUUUUGAUGUGGUGGAAAUUGUGAAACCUUUUUUACUCUUGCCCAUGUCUACCAGUCUUAUACUUUAUAUUUUAUAUCUCUCAAACCUCAGAACUUCCACAACAAGUCCUCUCAUUUUUUUUUUUUUAUUCACCAGGUCAUCAAGCGUAGUGAUGACAUAUUCACCUUUGCUGCUGGCUGCUGAGGUGGGCUUUGAUGCCACAGCAGUGCUUUUCUGUCUGAAUGUAACCAGGCUCUUAGCUUUUUCAGCCUUUGUGUUCUUGAAAACUUCUUCAGUUUUCUUCAGUUUACUUCUACCCUGUUCUUCUUCUUCUUUCUGACAUUAUCUCUCUCAAAUUGGACCAGGUUACUUCUCAGCAAGUCUAAAUGUUUCAGGCUGAAACUGCUGCCGUCUGGGAAGCCACAGUCCUUCACCCACCACAUUAGUUGUGACACAGAAUCAGGACCAUAAUUAGUUCUCAUAUAUUUCAUAUAUAUUUGCAUGGAGUAGAAAGAUCGGAUCAAUAUCCAAUUCGCCAAGACACAUUUAUGUGGCCUAAUGUAAAUGGAACAGUUUUAACAAAUCAGAUAGCUAUCGGAUCAGAGACAACACAUGAAGUGACCAGGUGUAAAAAGGCCCUUAAUCUCUUAGUCUCUAUCUGUUCUCUGUGUUAUGUGUGUGCUUUAUCCUUUUUUGUUGGCUUUUUCUCUUUUCCCCUAACCUGCUUUGCUCUCCUUUUCUCUUUUCCCCUAACCUGCUUUUCCCCUAACCUGCUUUGCUCUCUUGCUCUCUUUGAGUCUACGCAGAGCUCGUCAGCUUUUAGCGGUUUCUGAAAACCUCGCAAACAAGACGCCUUUAGCACCUCAUCCCAGAUUACUGCCGUGCUUUACUUUUUAUUUCUAGGCCUUGCACUAGGUGCCUAUCCAGGUCCCUGACCUGUUGACAGAUCCAGGUCUAAAUCCUGUCUUUACAGCCCUUAACACACAGAGACAACCAACAAUAUAGUUUUACUAUUCAACACUAAUAAAUUUAACUAGUGUUCUCUGAAAAAACCCUUAAAACCUUGCAAUUAAAAUAAAUAAAAUAAAUUCUCUCACCUUCCACGUGUCCAAUUACUGCCAACAACACCAACGUGUUGUGGAAGUUCUGAGGUUUGAGAGAUUUAAAGUAUAAGACGGGUAGACACAUUUACAUUUACAUUUACAGCAUUUGGCAGACCCCCUUAUCCAGAGCAACGUACAUAAGUGCUUAAAUCUCUAACAUUGAAUACAUUAAUGCUGGCUCACUAAGUUACAUACUUAAGAUACCAUGAGUUUAAAACAUUUGUUCAAAGUUACAAUGAAAAAGUAUCAAAAGGUGUGUUUUUUUUUUGUUUUGUUUUUUUUAAAUGCAAAAGAUAAUGAAAUAAGUGCUAGUUGAAGUGUUUCCUGAAUAAGUAACAUCAAACAUUGUCCAUCCGGUUCGCUUACAAGAUGUGCCAUUCUCUGCCAUAACAAAAGAUUUCAGGAAGAAGCUUGGACCUAUAAUUGAAUUUUCCUUAGAAACUUUUAAACAGAUUGAAAAA
This is a messenger RNA of Tachysurus vachellii, 3248 nucleotides long. RefSeq names its product E3 ubiquitin/ISG15 ligase TRIM25-like. The record is from RefSeq and is a predicted model, not a curated record. NCBI's taxonomy places the organism in Eukaryota, Metazoa, Chordata, Actinopteri, Siluriformes, Bagridae. The transcript is spliced from 4 exons. Bases 876 to 1637 code for a protein of 253 amino acids.